This is a messenger RNA of Solanum pennellii, 1209 nucleotides long. RefSeq names its product ras-related protein RABC1. The transcript has 7 exons. The record is from RefSeq and is a predicted model, not a curated record. Lineage: Eukaryota; Viridiplantae; Streptophyta; Magnoliopsida; Solanales; Solanaceae. Gene Ontology annotation, molecular function: GTP binding; GTPase activity. The coding region runs from base 275 to 883 and encodes 202 amino acids.
AAUCUCAAAUGAAACAAUCGGUGUCCGAUCCGAGUCGGUAAACUCUCUAAGCGUACAACUUGUUAAAGCAUAGUGUACAACCAAACGCUUCACUAUAAAAGUUUGCCUUCAAAAGAGAGCAAAAGCUUCGCGAGGUUUCUUCUCCAUUCGUCAACUUUUUCUCUGUAUUGAUCAUUAUAUAAUACAAACUUUACCAAUUACAAGGUUUUUUUUAGGUAGAUUAAGUAUCUGGGUAUAACUGGAAAUUUGAAAUUGUUGGAAGGUUUUUGAGAAAAUGGAACCGUCUUCGUCUUCGCCGGAGUUUGAUUACUUGUUUAAGCUGUUGUUGAUUGGAGAUUCAGGAGUAGGGAAGAGUAGUUUGUUGCUCAGUUUCACUUCUGAUGCCUUUGAGGAUCUUUCUCCAACUAUUGGUGUGGACUUCAAGGUAAAACAUGUCACCCUCGGGGGGAAGAAGUUGAAGCUUGCUAUAUGGGAUACAGCUGGACAGGAAAGAUUUAGGACUUUAACGAGUUCAUACUACCGAGGAGCUCAAGGAAUAAUCAUGGUUUAUGAUGUAACAAGGCGAGACACAUUUACUAAUCUCUCUGAUAUAUGGGCCAAAGAAAUCGACCUGUACUCAACAAAUCAGGAGUGCAUCAAGAUGCUUGUAGGCAACAAAGUUGAUAAGGUACCUCUCCUCGUUUGCAGAAGAGAAUUUCUUCCAUCUCAAGCUUCUUCCAUUUCCCCAAACACAAUCGUAUACGCUAUAUUGACCAGGAGAGUGAAAGAGUUGUUAGCAAAAAAGAGGGAAUUGAUUUUGCCAGGGAAUAUGGAUGUCUUUUCAUCGAAUGCAGUGCAAAGACGAGGGUUAAUGUGGAACAGUGCUUUGAGGAGCUUGUGCUGAAGAUUUUGGACACUCCAAGUCUCUUGGCUGAAGGUUCAGCUGGUGUCAGGAAAAAUAUAUUUAGACAGAAACCUCCGGAAUCUGAUGCAUCAACAAGUGGCUGUUGUUGAGAUGGACGUUUCUUUGUUUUCUUCACGCUUUCCCUUUCUUUUGUAAAACAAAAUGAUGUAAUUACUUGGAGAUGACAAACUCUGUUUCUAUCCUUCACGUUUGUAGUUUGUUUGACUGAAUGUUCUUCUGUUGUCCUCUUGCUCUUAAUUUGAUAUUUGAAGAAGAUGAGGAGUUCUUUUCUUUUUGUUAUUGAUUAAGAAAGAUUUUAUUUACCA